GAAAAUCUAGAAUUUCCGUUGAAUGAAUCAUCAAAUCAAACGUAAUCAAAAUCAGACGUCAACGUCAGUGGUAGCAAAUCACCAACCGCCCAAUUCCACCACCCCCAACCACCACCACCGCCACCGCUGCAAUUGUCAAAAAAGAAAAAACCUUGUAUUUCCAAGAGUUUCGUGAUUUGCCAAAUUCCAAUUUCUUCCCAUCAAAUCAAUCAUGAAUUUCGGUUUCCUUCUUUCCCCGUUUCUCUACCACCCCACGUGGCACGUGAAUCCCGCGCCAUUUCCUCUUUCCUUAAUUAUCACCAAAAAUACAUUCAUUAAUAAAUACUCCUACUUACUUGUAGUACUAAAUUUUUGUGUACUUUACCUUUAACCUUUUCUUCACGUGUCAGCUGCUUCUUAAUUUUGGCCCUCUUACUCGUUCUUCUUCCCUUCUCCUUCUUCUUCUACUACAAAACCGCUCUCUUUUACCUUUAUUAUUAUUUUUUUAAUCCCUUUAUUUGUGGUGGAUUUGUUGUGAUAUAUUGCCACCCCAACAAAUAAGGCGUUUCCACUAGGUGAGUCCUGAUAGGAUUCUUCCAAUACUGACUUACCAAAACCUCCAAAAUUAAUCCCCUUUUUUUUUUUUAACAACAAAUCAAUUCCAGCUCAUAUAUUCUAUAAUUAUACUGUUGCCAUUUUUCCAAUCCUGACCUCUUUUUCCCCCUUUCUACUUCCUAUAUUAUACUUGCGUGUGCAAACAAAACCUCUUUAUAUACACUGGGCCAUUUUGAUUCCCGGGAUAAAUUCCUUUUUGGGAUUGUAAAAUUCCUUCUUAUAUAUAUUCAUUCGUUCAUUCUGUUUCUCCUUCCUGUACAGAAAGAGCGUACAUAGAGUUUGUUAGACUUAUCAAUUUGUGUGUUUUUUGGGCUUUGAGUAGAGAUGCCGGAAAAGAUGAACAUUCUGGUGACUGGUGGGGCGGGUUAUAUAGGAAGCCACACCGUUCUUCAAUUGCUGUUGGGUGGCUACAAGGCUGUGGUUGUGGAUAAUUUGGACAAUUCCUCUGAUGUUGCCAUCAAAAGGGUUCAAGAACUCGCUGCUGAUAAAGGCUCCAAUCUUUCCUUUCAUAAGAUGGAUCUUCGUGAUAAGCCUGCACUUGAAAGUCUUUUUGCUUCAGAAAAGUUUGAUGCAGUUAUCCAUUUUGCUGGACUGAAAGCAGUGGGAGAAAGUGUGCAGAAGCCGUUGUUGUAUUAUAACAACAAUCUUAUUGGCACUAUUACCCUUUUAGAAGUCAUGGCUGCUCAUGGAUGUAAAAAGCUGGUCUUUUCAUCGUCAGCUACUGUUUAUGGUUGGCCAAAGGAGGUCCCAUGCACUGAAGAAUUUCCCCUGUGUGCUGUGAAUCCUUAUGGACGAACCAAGCUUUUUAUUGAAGAAAUAUGCCGUGAUAUCUAUGGCUCAGACUCUGGGUGGAAGAUCAUAUUGCUGCGUUACUUCAAUCCUGUUGGUGCACAUCCUAGUGGUUAUAUUGGGGAGGAUCCACGAGGAAUUCCAAACAAUUUAAUGCCAUUUGUUCAGCAAGUAGCUGUUGGUAGGCGACCUGCUUUGACAGUUUUUGGAAAUGAUUACUCAACAAAGGACGGCACUGGGGUACGGGAUUACAUCCAUGUUGAAGAUUUAGCAGAUGGUCAUAUAGCUGCAGUGAACAAGCUCUCCGAUCCCUCCAUAGGCUGCGAAGUUUAUAACUUGGGAACUGGGAAAGGAACAUCUGUCUUGGAAAUGGUAGCAGCAUUUGAGAAGGCAUCUGGGAAGGUACCUUACAAGCAUAAUGCGAUUCAGCAUCUUCUGACAUUGUAACUGAAUUGAACUUAGCUCACAUAGCUGUUAUGUUUUCUGAGUCAAAAUAAAAAACUUCUCUGCUGAAUUUUUGUUAAUCUUUUGUUCAGAAAAUUCCAUUGGUCAUUGCUGGUCGCCGACCUGGAGAUGCAGAGGUUGUUUAUGCAUCAACAGCAAAAGCAGAACGCGAAUUGAACUGGAAGUAAGUUUUAAGCUAUAUUUCAAUGAUUUCUUACCUGUAUUAGGAGUUUCCUUAGACCUUGGAUGAAGGCUCAAUCAAAUUAAUGGAAUUUUGCAGGGCAAAGUACGGAAUUGACGAGAUGUGCCGAGAUCAGUGGAAUUGGGCUAGCAAGAACCCUUAUGGUUAUGGCUCGCCAGACUCUUCAUAAUUACUCCAAGCUAACAACAUCAAACACUUAUGACACGAGUACAGAAGAGCUAUUUUCGUACAUUGUCAGUAGACACCCUAGGUUUUUGGUAAUUAGCCGAAGCAGUGUUCUUUUUUCUUUUUCAGUUCCCUGUGUAGAAUUGUAGAUGAGAUGGGUAUUAUUGGGGUAGUAAAUUACAUUAUAGGAUGCAUAAGGGAGGCAGUGAAGUCAGAUGCAUAUACAUAUUCUCUAACUCGGAGUGCUACUACUGCUGGAUAGACAUGAUCAACACUUUGUGCUGGAAAAAGAGUCAAGACUCGGGACUAAUCAGGCGAAUAAAAGUUUUGACUCAGAAUCUUAGCCUAGUUUUUUUACAUAGUAAUAAUUUGUAUGGUGUGAUUAUGAAGAAUAAAAAGCAUCUGCUGUCCACUGCUGCUAAUUACUUUUCAAAUUCAUUCUUUCAUUUGUUUCAAUUUUAGAAAUAUUUAGAAUAAAAAUUCUUAGGGUAGAAUAUGAAAUAUUUGCACAAUGGUAUCCAUCUUCUUGCUCGCCAACUGGCACGUGUUUUCUCUUUGGAUUCACAUUUUGAUUGAACAAUUUUGCUGGAUAUCUUGCUAAGGCACAGCACAAGUUCCGAA
Messenger RNA from Oldenlandia corymbosa var. corymbosa, 2815 nucleotides. The record is from the annotation of a GenBank genome assembly. Lineage: Eukaryota; Viridiplantae; Streptophyta; Magnoliopsida; Gentianales; Rubiaceae.